Molecule: messenger RNA, 746 nt
Organism: Boleophthalmus pectinirostris (great blue-spotted mudskipper)
Lineage: Eukaryota; Metazoa; Chordata; Actinopteri; Gobiiformes; Gobiidae
Gene: pdzk1ip1
Product: PDZK1 interacting protein 1
Exons: 4
Coding region: 93-419 (108 amino acids)
Source: RefSeq, a predicted model, not a curated record
UCUGUGCGGACCUGAGCAGGACUCUUCUGGGACUCGGUGCGGACCUGAGCAGGACUCUUCUGGGACUCGGCGAGGACUGGUUCAGGACCAGGAUGAGGUCUAACGUGGAUCUGACGUUGGUGUUUUUGCUCCUGAGUCUGGGCUCGGUCCUGGGUCAGAACACAGGUUCUGGGAGUCAGCGUCUUCCUCAGUGGCUCACUGGGAUCAUCGCGGUCGUCGGGUUCCUCUUCCUCACCUUCGUGGUUUUCCUCGUCAAAAGAGCCUGGUGUGAAAAACCUAAAGGGAACAUCGUGAACGUGGAAUCGGCCAAACCCAACGAUUACGUCUACGCCAAGAACUUCCAACGGGAGGAGGAGGAGAUGAAUACCUACAUAAAUUCGGCUCUGGACAAAAAUGAGGAAACGAUCACGGCCAUGUGACCUGAACGCAGCGCUGUGAUUGGACGAGGCGGCUCCGGCUCCGCCCCCUCAGCCCCGAGUGACACUUUUACAUUUCCAUGUUUCACCUCAUGACACAGAGUUUAUCUGAAGCCCUCACACCCCCUGAAACAAACAAACAAACAAACAAACAAACAAACAAACCCUCCUGAAACAAACAAACAAACCCUCCUGAAACAAACAAACAAACCCUCCUGAAACAAACAAACAAACAAACAAACACUCCUGAAACAAACAAACAACAAACCCUCCUGAAACAAACAAACAAACAAACAAACAAUCCCUCCUGAAACAAACAAACAAACAAAC